GUGUGUUGUGGACUCGUGGUGCUGGCUGCCGCUGUUGAGGCGGCCUGGAACGGGCUGUGGGAAGCGGGCGGAGCUGGCCCUGCUUCUGCCUGGCCAGCGCCGCAGGCGGCGCGGGCCGUGCCCGUUGCCGUCAACUGCCCCGAGCGCCUGCUGAGGUCGAGGGAGACGUCGGGGCCUGCACCUGGAGAGAGCCUGCCGCGCUGGCCCGGAGGAGGGGGCGUUGCCAUGGCGACAGCCUCUCCGGCAGCUGACGGGGGGCGGGGGCGGCCCUGGGAAGGAGGGCUGGUCUCCUGGCCCCCUGCCCCUCCCCUUACUCUUCCCUGGACCUGGAUGGGCCCGAGCUGGGGGCAACACCCUGGGCACUGGGCCUUUCCAGCUCUCACAGACCCUUCAGCGUCUCCAGCUGCCAGUCUUGGCAUCUUCGAAGUAAGGAGAGUUUUAGAUGCCUCUGGAUGCUCAAUGCUAGCACCUUUACAGACUGGAGCAGCUCGGUUUUCUUCGUAUUUACUUUCAAGAGCAAGAAAAGUACUGGGCUCCCACUUGUUUUCUCCCUGUGGUGUUCCGGAGUUCUGUUCCAUAUCUACCAGAAAGCUGGCGGCCCACGGCUUUGGCGCGUCAAUGGCGGCAAUGGUGCCCUUCCCUCCCCAGAGGUAUCACUACUUUUUAGUGCUGGACUUUGAGGCCACAUGCGACAAGCCACAGAUUCAUCCUCAGGAAAUCAUUGAGUUCCCCAUCCUGAAGCUAAAUGGCCGGACCAUGGAGAUCGAGUCUACCUUUCACAUGUAUGUCCAGCCUGUAGUCCACCCACAGCUUACCCCCUUCUGUACAGAGCUCACCGGGAUCAUUCAAGCCAUGGUGGAUGGCCAGCCAAGCCUGCAGCAAGUACUGGAGAGGGUCGAUGAGUGGAUGGCGAAGGAAGGCCUCUUAGAUCCAAACGUCAAGUCAAUUUUUGUCACCUGUGGAGACUGGGACUUGAAAGUCAUGCUUCCAGGCCAGUGCCAUUAUUUAGGCUUGCCAGUGGCGGAUUACUUCAAGCAGUGGAUUAAUCUGAAAAAGGCUUACAGCUUCGCCAUGGGCUGCUGGCCCAAGAAUGGACUACUAGACAUGAACAAGGGCCUCAGCCUGCAACACAUAGGCCGGCCCCACAGCGGCAUUGAUGACUGCAAGAACAUUGCCAACAUCAUGAAGACGCUGGCAUACCGAGGCUUCAUCUUCAAGCAGACAUCAAAGCCCUUCUGAUUGGCAGAGGACAGGAUGGGGCAGGACAGGGUAGCUGCUUGGCCCAAACCAGAAUCCUCCUCUCCCUCACUAGAGGGAAAAGGGAGAGUGGCACAGCUCUGCGCCCCAGAGUGUCCCCAGCUGCCCUACGGGCUUGUGCCCUGUGUGAGGGCUUGGCCACUUGGCCCCUCUGGAGCAGACACUUUGUGCCCUAACCCCACUCCCAGUCCCCAGUCUCAGCCCAGUAUUAGCCCCUGCCAUUAUGGGCCUGGGCUAGGGGGAACACAGGUACUCACUGCCUUCUCCCUGGUACACAGGCUUCUGCUGGGGCCACCAAGCCCCCCCUGUGCCCCCUCCUAUCCAUAGUGCAUGGUGUGUGGUGCCCCUGGGGCUCCAGGACAGAUCAGGCCCUACCUUGUGUCCACCCCCACCCCUGCUGUGAACGUGCCACUGAAUAAAGUCGGGGAAUCAAG
Molecule: messenger RNA, 1691 nt
Organism: Psammomys obesus (fat sand rat)
Lineage: Eukaryota; Metazoa; Chordata; Mammalia; Rodentia; Muridae
Gene: Eri3
Product: ERI1 exoribonuclease family member 3
Exons: 9
Coding region: 226-1239 (337 amino acids)
Biological process (GO): exonucleolytic trimming to generate mature 3'-end of 5.8S rRNA from tricistronic rRNA transcript (SSU-rRNA, 5.8S rRNA, LSU-rRNA)
Molecular function (GO): nucleic acid binding; 3'-5'-RNA exonuclease activity
Source: RefSeq, a predicted model, not a curated record